Messenger RNA from Lactuca virosa, 3126 nucleotides. NCBI's taxonomy places the organism in Eukaryota, Viridiplantae, Streptophyta, Magnoliopsida, Asterales, Asteraceae. The record is from the annotation of a GenBank genome assembly.
AUGAUCGCCAUUUUUCUCCACUCGUUCCCUCUCUCUAUCUCCAUUCUUGAUAUCAGUAGUUUGUAGAGUGAGAAAGUGGGGAGAGUAUCAAUAACAAUGGCAGCUUCAUCUUUCUCUGCCACGAGCUACAUUUCAAAAUCAAGCAUAGUCGAUUCCAGUUUCAAUAGCGAACACUCCAAAAAUUUGUUGUUGUUGAAGUUCAAAUUGAGCAGGAGGAUACGCCCUAGAGGAAGGAAUUUCGCUGUGACUAACGUCGCUAGCAGAAAUCAACGGCUUCAAAAAUCUCCAGAUCAGUCGAUUCAAGAAACAACAGAUGCUUUAGAUAAUGGGAUUCUUGUUCCUGAUUCUGAAUCUGUUAUAUCAAGCAUCAAAUACCAUGCAGAGUUCACACCAUCAUUCUCUCCAGAAAAAUUUGAGCUUCCAAAAGCAUACUAUGCUACUGCUGAAAGCAUUCGUGAUAUGCUCAUCACUAAUUGGAAUGCUACAUACAAUUUCCAUGAAAAGAUGAAUGUGAAGCAGGCUUAUUACUUAUCUAUGGAGUUUCUUCAGGGCAGAGCAUUGCUAAAUGCCAUUGGUAAUUUAGAGCUUUCAGGAGCUUAUGCUGAGGCUUUAACGAAUCUGGGUCAUGAUCUGGAGGAUGUUGCUAGGCAGGAGCCUGAUGCAGCACUUGGAAAUGGUGGUUUAGGUCGACUUGCCUCCUGCUUUUUGGACUCCUUAGCAACACUUAAUUACCCUGCAUGGGGUUAUGGUCUUCGUUACAAAUAUGGACUUUUUAAGCAACUCAUUACAAAAGAUGGUCAAGAAGAAGUUGCAGAAAACUGGCUUGAGAUGGGAAAUCCAUGGGAAGUACCAAGGAAUGAUGUCUCUUAUCCUAUAAAGUUUUAUGGUGAAAUUGUCAAGGGCAAAGAUGGACAUAAGACAUGGGUUGGUGGAGAAGAUAUUAUUGCUGUUGCAUAUGAUGUGCCAAUACCUGGGUAUAAAACCAAAACAACUAUCAACCUACGAUUAUGGUCAACAAAAGUUGGACCAGAAAAUUUCGAUUUACAUGCUUUUAAUGAUGGAAAUCAUGCCAAAGCUUAUGAAGCCCUAAAAAAAGCAGAGAAGAUUUGCUACAUUUUAUACCCUGGAGAUGAAUCACUUGAAGGGAAAACUCUUAGAUUGAAGCAACAAUAUACACUCUGUUCUGCUUCUCUUCAAGAUAUAAUUGCACGAUUUGAAAGGAGAUCAGGGGAGUCAUUAGAUUGGAAUGAAUUUCCUGAAAAAGUUGCUGUACAGAUGAAUGACACUCAUCCCACACUUUGCAUACCAGAGUUGUUGAGAAUAUUAAUGGAUUUUAAGGGUUUGGAAUGGAAAGAAGCAUGGGCAAUCACUCAAAGAACUGUGGCAUACACAAAUCACACUGUUCUACCUGAGGCUCUAGAGAAGUGGAGUUUGAAUCUUCUUCAGGAACUACUUCCUCGCCAUGUUGAGAUAAUAAAAAUGAUUGACAACGAGUUGAUUGAUACCAUCAUUGCUGAGUAUGGUACUGAAGACCUUGAAUUGCUGAAAGAAAAACUGAAGCAAAUGAGAGUUUUGGAAAACAUUGAACUACCUGCUUCCAUCUUGGAGUUUAUUGUUAAACCUGAAGAAAUCACCAUUGUUGAUUCACUUGAAGAAAAGAUUUCUGAAGAAGUAACAGAAUUACCAAAAACUGAAAAUAAUGAUCUCAAAGUGAAGGAGGAAAAGGAUGUUGAUAUUAGGGCAAAAGUGACAUUUGAUCCGGACCCAAAGCUUCCACAAAUGGUGCGAAUGGCUAAUUUAUGUGUAGUCAGUGGACACGCUGUCAAUGGGGUUGCAGAAAUCCAUACUGAAAUAGUGAAAAAUGAAGUGUUCAAUGACUUUUAUAAGCUAUGGCCUAAGAAGUUUCAAAAUAAGACAAACGGGGUGACACCAAGAAGAUGGUUGAGUUUCUGUAAUCCAGAGCUAAGUAAAAUCAUAACCAAGUGGACAAGAACAGAAGAUUGGGUGUUAAAUACCGAAAAGCUAAUUGAACUUAAAAAGUUUGCUGAUGAUGAAGAACUACAAUCCGAAUGGAGGAAAGCCAAAAGGAUGAACAAAGAGAGAACUGUGUCUUUUUUGAAGGAAAAAACCGGAUAUCUUGUCACCCCGGAUGCAAUGUUUGAUGUGCAGGUGAAGCGUAUUCAUGAAUACAAGAGACAGCUGUUGAAUAUCUUGGGAAUUGUUUACAGAUAUAAAAAGAUGAAGGAAAUGAGUGGCGAUGAAAGAAAAGAGAAAUUUGUUCCUCGAGUAUGUAUAUUUGGAGGAAAAGCAUUUGCUACAUAUGUUCAAGCCAAAAGGAUCGUGAAAUUCAUCAAUGAUGUUGGUGCUACUGUAAACCAUGAUCCUGACAUUGGAGAUCUCCUGAAGGUUGUGUUUGUCCCGGAUUACAAUGUGACAGUAGCAGAAGUUCUGAUUCCUGGAAGUGAUCUAUCCCAACACAUCAGCACUGCUGGAAUGGAGGCAAGUGGGACCAGCAACAUGAAAUUUGCAAUGAACGGGUGCAUCCAAAUUGGAACUCUGGAUGGUGCCAAUGUUGAAAUACGACAAGAAGUUGGAGAAGAAAACUUUUUCCUUUUUGGUGCUGAAGCUCAUGAAAUUUCUGGCCUACGCAAGGAGAGAUCCGAGGGGAAGUUUGUACCCGAUCCACGAUUUGAGGAGGUGAAGGAAUACGUGAGAAGUGGUGUUUUUGGGCGAUACAGUUAUGACGAACUCAUGGGAUCAUUGGAAGGGAAUGAAGGAUAUGGUCGUGCUGAUUAUUUUCUUGUGGGGAAAGAUUUUCCUGCUUAUAUUGAGUGUCAAGAGGAGGUUGAUAAGGCAUAUAGAGACCAAAACAAAUGGACAAAGAUGUCGAUCUUGAAUACUGCUGGUUCAUACAAAUUCAGUAGUGACCGGACUAUACAUCAAUACGCACGUGACAUUUGGAGGAUCGAACCUGUUGUAUUGCCAUAAUCAGAGGGGAAGUGAUCAAGUUUUGUACACGUUCUCAUGUUAUAAUAUGAAUCGUAGUUCAAUUCUUCUAUGUAACUUUAAUUCUAAGGUUUAUUUCAUAUUUAAAAGUUAUUAUUCUUAGUAAAAAUCUAUAGAAAG